Messenger RNA from Dendronephthya gigantea, 913 nucleotides. Its product is annotated as small nuclear ribonucleoprotein-associated protein B-like. Gene Ontology annotation, cellular component: U4/U6 x U5 tri-snRNP complex; U2 snRNP; U5 snRNP. Gene Ontology annotation, molecular function: RNA binding. NCBI's taxonomy places the organism in Eukaryota, Metazoa, Cnidaria, Anthozoa, Malacalcyonacea, Nephtheidae. Gene Ontology annotation, biological process: mRNA splicing, via spliceosome. The transcript is spliced from 6 exons. The record is from RefSeq and is a predicted model, not a curated record. The coding region runs from base 103 to 840 and encodes 245 amino acids.
UGGUCAGUGCCAUUAUUUUAAACGUGCAAGUGGCGUUCCUUUUGAAAAUCCUCAUACAGAAAAUAUUUUCAAUCGUUUUGCAUCCGUCUAAUAAGAACGAAAAUGCCGAUUGGAAAAAGUUCUAAAAUAUUGCAGCAUAUAAAUUAUCGCAUGAGAUGUACUCUGCAAGAUGGUCGAGUUUUCAUCGGUUCUUUCUUAGCUUUUGAUAAACAUAUGAACUUAAUACUUGGCGAUUGUGAUGAGUUUAGAAGAGUGAAAUCAAAGAGCAGUAAAGGGGCUGACAAAGAGGAGAAGAGAGUUCUAGGUUUAGUUUUAUUAAGGGGUGAACAUUUAGUCUCCAUGACAGUGGAAGGACCACCUGCUUCAGAUGAUAAACCUCGCCUCCCUAAUACCAGUGCUACUCCGGGAAGUGGCAUAGGACGAGCUGCUGGUCGUGGUGUGGCUGUGCAGCCCCAGAUUUCUGCACCUGCAGGUUUAAGUGGUCCUGUCAGAGGAGUAGGUGGCCCAUCACAAGAUGUCAUGACACCUCAAGGGCGUGGUGGCCCUGGUCGUGGUGAACCUCCCCAACGUGGAAGUGCACCACCUCGUCCUGGAGGACCUCCUGGUAUGCCGCAAGGUCCUCCUGGUAUGAGACAACCAAUGCCACCUCCAGGUAUGAUGGGUAGAGGCAUGCCUCCCCCUGGAAUGCCUCCCCCCGGGAUGAGACCUCCUCCUGGAAUGCAAGGUCAAGGUCCACCUCCACCACAUAUGCAAGGUCAACAGAUGCAAGGUCAACAGAUGCAAGGUCAACAAAUGCCUCCACCUGGAAUGCCACCCAGAGGCCCACCAAGAAAUAUGUAAAGGAUAAAAAUGGCAAAUAUUGUGCAGUGAAAAACCAAUUUGGUGCGAUUUUCAAACUGUAAUUUUUAUUGUG